CACGUGAAAGCAGCAGUUGUCCAGAAGACUUCAUUGCUCCUGCAAACAAGUUAAUUGUAUCUAGCUGUGGACCAGAAACGCCCUUUGGCUACAUUAUUCACUUUGACGGGGCUGACAAUCGCUAAUCCUUCAAAUUGUCAGUGAGUGCUUGCUCUUGCUGUGGUGAUGGUGCAUGAAUAUCUGAAGACUACCUACUGACGAUGAAGUUUCCAAACCAAGAGCCUGCUUUCGUCACCUGCUGCCAUCAAACAAAUGCAGUAACCUCUUAAAACACCAGCUCUGUUGUCCAGCAUAUUUAUUGCCUUAUUUCUACCAUUCCACUGUACCAGCAACCCCUCGGAUAUUAUCUACUUGCUCGACACUUUGCCCAGGUGUUUUUAUUAGCUGUGAAAAGCCUCUGCCUCAGCUCUCCCACAGUUUUUUUUUUCUCACUUUGGAGAAUCUCUAUUCCCAAAUGAUGCGGGCGGACAGUAAAGGCCGAAGUGCCUCCCCUCACAGGAUAACCUAUAAGUCUGACUUCCACGCAAUCAAAUGUUCAUUUGACACUGCGACUAGUUUACAACCAGGGACCAAAGCUGCUGUUGCUGCUGCCCAGUGCUCUGCUGUGCACUCAACCAGGCUGCAACCAUCCAGCAUGUCAGAUCCCAUGACGUCUCACACCAGCACAGGCAGGAGAGGCAGGGUUCAGAGCACCAGGGGAACAAAGAUAAGAGACAAUAUUUUCCUGCAAAUGGACAGCCAGCAGCUCAAACAAGAUGGUGGCCCAGUGCUGAGUUCUGGCUCCACACCUCUGCUUCCUCCCAGUAAUCCUACCCUACAGCCCCAAACUUCACCUUUCUCUGGAUCCAGGCGUUCAGUGGCUAGUUCCUCGUCUCUCCUGAGCACGGUGGCCAGUGCUUCUACUCUAGAUUCGUCUUUGCAAGAUAAACUAUCAAGAUCAGAGGAGAUAUCGGAUAUUGACAGAGCUGCUCUGGCUCAGAAGUUCUCUGUAACCCGGAGGUUGUUUGAGACCAAGGUGAUGGAGGUUGAAGGCAGUGGAGGGCAGGUUUCAAAAGGUUGCAGGGGAAGCAAAGGGGUGGCAGAUGGGAAAGGAGAUGAGGAAGAGGAGAGAGGAGGUGUCAGCCAGGUGGAAAAAGAGGAAGAGGCAAGUGGGGAAAGCAAGCACGCCCAGGAGGAUAGUUUUGAUAAAGACAAAUCCAUAAAUCUACCCAUCAUAAAUAUUUCCUCGCCAGAGCCUCUCGCACAGGCCUCACUGACAAAGCACCCUAAAUCUCCUGUCUCGGAUAGCCCUAGUGAAGCAUCGAACACAUCUCCUCCCUGUCUUGACAAACAUGGUCAAGCCACAGGAUUACAAUCAGAGAGAGAAGGGGAAGAAACUGCAAGUCUUGACCUCUGUUUGACUCCAGAGGAGCCAGUGAGGGCAGAAUUGGUUGACAUAAAAAACGAGUCAUCAGAAAGUGAUGAAAAUGAAGAAGAAAAGGAGCGGAGAGAGGCCAACAACAGGGUUGAGGAUGAGAGAGAAAAGUAUAUGAACAGAGCUGCAGGAGACAGGGUGCAGAACCUAGUGGAUGAUGUUUUUGAGGGACCCUAUGUGGAAAAAACACCAUAUGCACUAGAAAACGGAGUGGACCUAAGAGCAGGAGACGAUGGGCCAGUCGUUCCCUCAGAAGAACACCAGAAGGAGUUCUUAGCCAGCAUGUCAGGUGAAAGGCAGACUAUGGAUGACAGGGAAGGUGAAGGAGACAAGUAUCGGCAGGUGAAUGAACAAUGGGAGGGGCAGAGCAGACAUUUCAUUGCACAGGCUGAGGCGUUGACAGAAAAGGGGUCCUGCAUGAAGAAAAAGACAGACGCAGGAGUUGAAGAAAUAUCUGAAAGGAAAGAGAGAGGCGUGAUGCAAGAAGAGGGUAUUGACGAGGAAGUUGAGUCCUACAGUGUGGGAAAGAGGAAAAGUGAAGAAGUAGAAUGCGAACAGACUCAACAGAUGGAAAGAACUGACAAAGAAGAGAAAAUAGAGAAAGAGGAGCAUGUCAGCGAGGAGGUCAAGCAUGAGGAGUGCCAAGAGGCCAGCGAUGGGAAAGAUAAUGUAGGAGGAGGCCAAGACGACCAGACAGGUCCUGCAGUAAUCUGUGGGAUUGAGAACGAGGCUUUUGCGUGUGAGCAGGAAUCUCAGUCUCAUCCAACGUCACCAGGACAGGAAUGUGAAGACUCUGCAGAGCUUUUAUUGGAAUAUGAUGAAAUUCCUGGUGUGCCUGAGGUGUCCGAUCAGGAGGAUGAGGAUGCGGCGGAAGUUGCGAAGAGAAAGGUCAGGUUCUCCUCAGCACCAAUCAAGGUGUACUGCACCUAUUCCAACGCAGAGUACGACAGACACAAUGAGGAUAUUGACCCAGUGUCCGCCUCGGCUGAGUAUGAGCUCGAGAAGAGAGUGGACAGGAUGGAUGUCUUUCCAGUGGAGAUAGAAAAGGGUGUGUGCUCCCAACAGAACCCAGAAGGAAAAGAAAUCAUGCAAAUGGCCAUAUCAGGAGACGAUGGUCUUGGCAUCAGUAUCAUAGGAAUGGGGGUAGGAGCAGACCAGGGGCUGGAAAAACUAGGAAUCUUUGUCAAGACAGUCACUGAAGGAGGAGCAACACAAAAGGAUGGAAGGAUUCGGGUGAAUGACCAGAUAGUGGAUGUGGACGGGGUUAGCUUGGUUGGAGUCUCCCAGCUGUUUGCAGCCACGGUGCUCAAGAACACGUCAGGCCUUGUCAAGUUUUUGAUUGGACGAGAGAAGGAAGGCGUAGAGAGCGAGGUGGCACGACUGAUCAACGAAAGCCUGGAAAUGGAAAAAACAUCCAGAAAGAGAGGAAGCACAGGUGGAGAUGAAUAUAAUGAUAGUAGCAUGUCAGAGAGGGGCUCAGUGGCUGAGGAAGAGGAGGAAGAUGAUGAUGAAGAGGAUGAUGUGUCUGUUCUUUCCAGCAUGGACAACUACCAGCUCUGCCUCAAAUACCAGCAGCUUCACUCAAAACUACGAAGCAGAGCAGCCCAACUUCACCAUGCUAGAGAAAAGUUAAAGGCAUUGGAGGAGCAGCAGGCCUGUUUGGAGAGCCAGAAGGAUGAGUUGGAGCAAAGAGUGGAGGAUGGAGAGGAGAAAGCUGACAAACUAGAGAAGUAUUGGCAAGAGGCCCAGACACUGUGCAGGGUUGUGAGCCAGCGACUUGCUGAUGCCCAGAGCCAAUCAGAAAGCUUGGAGAUCAAAUACAGCAAGGCUAAGAGACUGGUCAGAGAAUACCAGAGCAGAGAGGAGGAGAGGGAGAAAAGAGAAGCCGAGUUGAGGAGAGAAAUGGAGGAGAGAGAUAAGCUGCACAGAGAGGCAGUUGAAAGACUUCAGAACCAGAUAACACAGCUGGAGAGGAAAGAGACUGACAGAAAGAACCACUCCGUGGACUCUUCAGUCACAGGCCCAGACUGGUAUAUUCCUGUCCCUGAUACAGGACGUCUAGACUGCAGUGCUCACAUAGCCAGAGCUCAGCUCGCCCAGAAAUCAAAGCGCCACCCGCCCUCUCGAGACAAACUUAGAGAGAGCUUUAGAAAACAGGAAGAUGAAUCUAAGAAACACCAGGAGAGCCAAGUGCCGACUGCUCCCACAGUGCUACCGAGGAGCUGCAGAAGUGACCUGUCCAGCACAUCGUCUUUCUCAGCCCUCAGUCCUCAGCCUAACACUGGCUCUGUCUUCACCCCUCCCAUCUACAUAAAUGACAGUGUCACACCUUCACCUUGCAAAUCCUCCGCAUCAAGGAAGUCCAAAAGGAAAUUUCCUGACUUCAGUGGCCUUCGCAAGUCUCUCAGCAAAAGAAGAAGUGAUAAACAACGUAAAAGAUCCAUAAACAGAGCGUCGUGUGGCGACCUAGUGGAUGAGCCCGCUGGAGUUUCUCCGUCAGGCUCGAUCACCUCCAUGCCUUCUUGUCUGCCUUUCCCCUGGUUCGGAGAGCGAGGGAGAGAAAAAGAAGAGGGGGGUGAGCGAGGCAGGGAGAGACUUCGAUCCGUGUCCAGCAGCAGCUUACCGUACCUGACCACCACAGGCAGAAGAGACCAGAGUAUUGGCUCACCAGUGUGCAGCUCCAGCAUGGUGGGUCAUGUCUCUGAUCUCUCCCUCUCUGGACACUCUCACACUUUCACCUUUUCAUCCACUGAGACGUUGGACGAUGACCCAGUUCCCACCAAUAACAACAACCAGUGGCAAAGCCGACCCGUGUUGGAGUGGAAUAACCAGCAGGUGUGUCUGUGGUUAAUCGCCAUGAACAUGGACCAGUACGCGUCUGAGUUUGCUGCCAAAGGUGUGGAUGGGACACAGCUGCUCAACAUGGACAGUGAGAAACUCAAAGCUCUGGGAGUGUGCAGCCAUAGUGACCGGUCUGCGCUCAAGAAGAAACUGAAGGAGAUGAAGAAAGGCGAGGAAAGGGGACAAAGGAAAGGAGAGAAGAGGCUGAAAGAGGAAAAGGAGAAAGAGAAGAAUGUGGUUUUGGAAAAGGAGAGCGAAGAACAGGAGAAGGCGAGGAUGAUGAUGAUGGUGAUUGGGGAGAAGCCUGUAAAAGACACCAGACGUAGUGGCAAAACCGUAAGAACCGAGUCGCUCUUAUAACGGCGGCGUCUGAGAUGCACCACCAGCACGAGGCUGUGUUUGCAGUCAAACAAAUACACUUGAACCAGACUCUGUUUAGUUAAUAGAAACCGUUAAAUCUACUGCCCAGACCCUCUGUUACUCACAUCUUAAUAGUUACCAUUUAAGAUACAGAACAUUGUUUUAACUGAUAAAAACAUCUUUGGACCUGAGCAGAGGUUGAUUCCAGCACCAAAGUAAACACUCACUGCAGAUGAGCAUCUCUCAGCAUUUGUCAGGUGUUAAAAUAUGAUAAUUUGCUAUUGUUUUACAGCUUUUUUUUAAUUUUUAUCAUGAACUUUAAAUUAUCCUUAGAAUGAUUUUAAUAUUUAACAAUGUGCUGAUUAAGCACGCGGGUAUUUGCUUGUAAAUGCUUUUUUUAUGUAUUAAUAAAUAAUGCUUCAAAACCUUUUUAACUCACUUAUUUAUCCUUGAACAAUCAAGACGCCAGAACACUUGAAUAUGACAACAUUCAAACAUUUUUAUUCAAGAAAAUCUUUGCUCGCUCUCACUGUCUUUUCUAUUUUACAGCCAAUGGAAAGGUGUAGAGGUUUGGCUGUAUAUUUACAAAGCAAGUGCCGGACAAUUGAAUAAGUGGCAGUUCCUCUCUAACAUACAACCUGAGGCACCUUGAGUUUGAAAAAAUGCUGAUUAAUCAACAAAGAUGCACAGUAGAAAUGCUCCAAAAUGGGGGAAAUAAACACUUUUUAGUUUAAAAAAAGAAAAAGUCAUCUGUGGUUGCAUUGCAUGACUCUUUGGCAUAUAGGGCACAUAACAUAAGUACUCCUCACGAAGAAUAAAUACAAACAAUUCUGCAAAACAUUUUAAAAAAUGUACAAAAUACCUAGAAAGACUUCCUCUCUACCCCAGUUAACACUGUGAAUGUAGCAAAUGUACAAAACAUGCUCUGUCAGACAGUAGUUGUGCAGGAUCAUCUCCCGCACUGCAACUCUCCUCCUCCAGUGAUUCAUACAGACUUUCAUACAGAAGAUCAGUUCUGAA
Molecule: messenger RNA, 5635 nt
Organism: Larimichthys crocea (large yellow croaker)
Lineage: Eukaryota; Metazoa; Chordata; Actinopteri; Sciaenidae
Product: neurabin-1
Exons: 19
Coding region: 455-4615 (1386 amino acids)
Biological process (GO): neuron projection development; calcium-mediated signaling; actin filament organization
Cellular component (GO): actin cytoskeleton; dendrite; cytoplasm
Molecular function (GO): actin filament binding
Source: RefSeq, a predicted model, not a curated record